Molecule: messenger RNA, 1305 nt
Organism: Peromyscus maniculatus bairdii (prairie deer mouse)
Lineage: Eukaryota; Metazoa; Chordata; Mammalia; Rodentia; Cricetidae
Source: RefSeq, a predicted model, not a curated record
AUGGUCAAACAAAUUUUGUUUCAGGGUCUGUUGACAUUCAGGGAUGUGACUGUGAAUUUCUCCCAAGAGAAGUGGGAAUACCUGAACACUGCUCAGAGGGCUUUGUACAUUGAUGUGAUGUUGGAGAAUUACAACAACCUGCUCUUUCUGGAGAAAUAUUUCCAACGUGAUCCUGUCCAUCAGCAUGUGAAGAUUGAAAGUGAGUCACGUCAGUGUAAUGAGCUUGACAAAAUACUUCCUGACCCCUCCAUAUAUGCACAUUAUAGAACAAGUGAAACUACAGAAAACUCUAAUAACUACAGAUGCAUUAAUCACAGGGAUGCCUCUAUUGACUCAUCAAAUCCAGAUAGACAUGAAAGUAUGCACACUGGAGAAGAUCCUUGCAAAUCUAAAGACUGUGAGAAAUGCUUAAAUUUGUGUUCCAACAUUACUCAAGUUCAGAGACUGUACACUGCAAAGAAAGAGCACAGGCAGGGAGAAUUUGAUGGCUAUUUUGGCUCUGCACACAGUCUUCUGAAACAACCAGGCUAUAUUGGAGAGACACCACACCAAUGUGGGAAAUGCAUGAAAUGCUUCAGUACUGCCUCAAACCUGACUCUACAUAAGAGAAUUCAUCCAGGAUUGACGUAUUACAAAUGUAAGGAAUGUGAUGUAUCCUUUACUCUGAAGUCAACUCUCAUAAAACAUCAGAGAAUUCAUACUGGAGAGAAACCCUACAAGUGCAACUAUUGCAAAAAAUCCUUUUCCCACUGCUCAAAUAAUAAAACACAUAAAAAUCUCCAUACUGGGGAGAAACCUUACAAAUGUACUCAAUGUGACAAAUCCUUUACCUGGGAAUCACGACUCAGAAUACAUCAGAGAAUUCAUACUGGAGAGAAACCUUACAGAUGUAAGGAAUGUGACAAAUCCUUUACCACUUGUGGAAAUCUUUCAAGACAUCACAGAGUCCACACUGGGGAGAAACCUUACAAAUGUAACAAAUGUGACAGGUGCUUUAAUCAGGCCUCAACUUGUAUAGAGCAUCAGAGAACGCAUACUGGAGAGAAACCCUACAAAUGCAACUUUUGUGACAAAUCCUUUAGACAGUGUUCAAGUCUUAGGAAACAUCAAAGAAUUCAUACUGGGGAGAAACCUUACAAAUGUAGUCAAUGUGACAAAACCUUUUCCCAGAACUCACAUCUUAGAAGACAUCAGAGAGUUCAUACUGGAGAGAAAACUUACAAAUAUAAGGAAUGUGACAAGUCCUUUACACAGGACUCAAAUCUUAGAACACAUCAGAGAAUCCAUAUUGGAAAGAGACAUUAA